Chelonoidis abingdonii (Abingdon island giant tortoise) is the source of this 1722-nucleotide messenger RNA. It is a transcript of the gene ANKRD10, whose product is annotated as ankyrin repeat domain 10. Gene Ontology annotation, molecular function: protein binding. NCBI's taxonomy places the organism in Eukaryota, Metazoa, Chordata, Testudines, Testudinidae. The record is from RefSeq and is a predicted model, not a curated record.
ACAGAUCCAGACUAACACGGCUGCCUCUCUGAUACUUGACAAAUAUUUGAAAAGAAACCAAAAAACCCAAACAGAUCCUUUUACUAUGUUACCAGUGACUGCACUACAGAAAUUUUAAAUGGAAAGAAUUGUAAUACACAUACUCUUCAGCAUUUUUAUGUUAUAUUUUCAUUUAACUCAACAAGGAUACUGAAAAGUUAAUAAGCAUUUUACUUUCUUCUUAGUUCGAGUUUCCAAAACUUCAAGGAAAUAUUGAAGUAGAAUUUUUAGUUAUCGUUCUUUACUGCAUACUGUUCAUGCUCCCUUCCUUUUAAACUUUCCUGAAAACAUUUAAGUUCACAGUAGGUUUUGUUUAUUAAAAAAACUAAAGUUCUAGCAAAUGCUACUUGACAGUGUCUAUUUAUAAAGUUGCAUUUACAACUUUCCAGAUCAGAAACGUAGCACCUUUUCUGACAGACGCAAACAGAAUACAGAUCCCUGCUAUAGUCAUCUCUAAAGUAGCAGUUUUUUCCCAUAUCAAAUUAAUGGUGUUGGGUUUGUUUAAAAAAAAUUUUUUUGGCAAGAAUUACAUUUCUCUUAGCUAUUUCUUUAGUGACUGAGAAACCUGGAAGAGGUGAUGAAGUCCCGGUUUAUUAUUUUGUUAGUCAUGUUGUUCAGCCUGCUUCCACUAAUGCUGGAGUGUCUAAUGCAGUUAGUGAGAGCUGGCGCUACUGUAAAUGCCUGUACAACACGUUUUGCCCAAACACCAGCCCAUAUUGCUGCUUUUGGAGGACAUCCUCAGUGCCUGAUCUGGUUGGUUCAAGCAGGGGCCAAUAUAAACAAGCAGGAUUAUGUUGGUGAAACUCCUAUUCAUAAAGCAGCACGAUCUGGUAGUAUGGAUUCCAUAAGUGCCCUUGUAGCUCAUGGAGCUCAAAUAGACUUGAGAAAUGCCAGUGGACUGACAGCAGCAGAUCUUGCACAUACCCAGGGCUUCCAAGAGUGUGCCCAGUUUCUCUUGAACCUCCAGAACUGUCACCUGAGCCGUUUUUUUAGCAAUGGCACGUUAAAUGGAGGUCCCAAUCCAGUCAAUGGUGGGACAAGUCGAAAGAGAUCCUUUGAAGAUGUGGAUUCUGCUGGAGUAAAGAAAGCUAGGAUUGAAGCUCAUAGCUUUGAUGGCUUAAUACCAAUGAUGAAUGGAGGAAAUGAGGAUGAUGCUGACAGUAUGCACAUUGAUAAAGAGUUUGCUGUUGUAUCAGAUAUGAAUAGCAGUAGCUCCGUUUUGAAUGCAUUGACAAAUGGAUGUACCAUCAAUGGACAUUUGGACUUCACCGCCAUAACACAGUUCAAUGGAAUGGAUGCCAGGCAUGAAGAAUGUUUAACGUUAAUACCUAAUGGAAUAACUCCUGGAGUAGCUUCUGCCAAUAGGCACAGAAGUCAUACCAGUAAUGGCACUGAAGAACCAGAAAAAGCCAUGAAUACUUCUGCUGAUAUGUGUGGUUCACUGCAUCUGAAUGGAAGCCCAAGUAGCUUUGUGUCUAACAGGCCCUCAUGGGUUGACGAUCUUGGAGAUACUUUGCACUAUGGGCAUUAUCAUGGUUUUGGGGAUACUGCUGAAAGCAUCCCUGAACUUAACAGUGUUGUUGAGCAUUCCAAUUCUGUUAAAGUUGAACAGAAAUACGAUAAUACUGUCUUAGGCACAAUGUAUCUUUAUCAUGGCUCCUAAAUCAGCAUCUUGUUCCUCAA